Molecule: messenger RNA, 6589 nt
Organism: Polyodon spathula (Mississippi paddlefish)
Lineage: Eukaryota; Metazoa; Chordata; Actinopteri; Acipenseriformes; Polyodontidae
Gene: dnaaf1
Product: dynein axonemal assembly factor 1
Exons: 12
Coding region: 95-1918 (607 amino acids)
Molecular function (GO): protein binding
Source: RefSeq, a predicted model, not a curated record
CGAAGAUGCGUUUUGCCUGUGUUCUCGAGGUUAACUGUUGCCAUGGUUACAGUACAAGCGUUAUAGAACUGUAAAGCACAAACAAGACGUGAAAAUGCUGCCACAACAGCAGGAGUCCGUGUCUAAAGAAGCCGCCGUUGACACGGGACACAGUCUGCAAGGUAGUGAUGCGGAUUCCCUGAAAGGAACUGGAGAAUCGCCAAUAUUGAUGGAAGGACGAGUAGUAGAAGUUACCCCCGAAAAAGCUCAAGCUGUUUCCUUUGCUAAUGGAGACACAGAUGGAACUAUUCCCCACAAUGAACAAAAUAAUGAAGCCCAGAUACAGGAACCAACAAAAAAAGAAAAUGACUUUGGUCCAAGAAUGACCAAGAAAUUCCUGAAGGACCAUUGCAAACAACAGAAGCUGUACAUGACGCCUUAUCUGAACGAUACACUCUACCUGCACUAUAAAGGUUUUGUCACCAUUGAAAAUCUGGAGGAGUAUACAGGUUUGAAGUGCCUGUGGUUAGAAUGCAAUGGCCUGCAGAAAAUCGAGAACCUGGAAGCACAGACUGAGAUGCGUUGCCUCUUCAUGCAUCAGAACCUGAUUCAGAAACUGGAAAACCUUGAGCCGCUUCAAAAACUGGAUUCACUCAACCUCAACAAUAACUACAUUCAGACCAUUGAAAACCUCUCCUGCCUUAAAGACUUGAGUACUCUGCAGCUGGCCCACAAUAAGGUACAGACUGUCCAGGAUAUUGAGCAUUUAAAGGACUGCCCAAGCAUUAGCGUUCUUGAUCUCUCUUACAACAAACUGGAUGAUCCAAACAUACUUUAUGUCUUUGAGGCCAUGCCUAACCUGCGAGUGUUGAAUCUAAUGGGUAAUGAAGUGAUUAAGAAGAUCUCUAACUACAGGAAGGUUUAUACAGUCCGUCUGAAAAAGCUGACAUAUCUGGAUGACAGGCCUGUGUUUCCAAAAGACAGAGCCUGUGCUGAAGCAUGGACCAUAGGAGGCUGGGAAGCAGAGAAAGAGGAGCGGCAACAGUGGGAGACAAGAGAAAGAAGGAAGAUCCAGGACAGCAUUGACGCUCUGUCCGAAAUCAGGAAGAAGGCAGAAGAGAAGAAGGGGCACAAGGACAUGAAGGAAAACGAUGAAGGUGUUAUCUCAGAGAAGGGUGCUGGAAACAAUAUGGAUAUUCCUGGUCAAUCUACUGACCCUGUCACCCAGAAAAAGAUUCAGACAUUUGUGGAUGAAACCAUGCAAGCCCAUGAUGAUUUCCUUGAUGAAAUGGCAGGAACAGUCGAACAAGACCUCCAGGAAAGCUCAGAAAGAGGGAAAGAGCAGCUUGCAUCAACAGAUUCAGACUGUAAUACUGAUAAAGAUGAAGCAGUACCAUCUGCAAUCCCAGUAGCAGAAAAACAAACCAACAGUAUGGCUAUCUGUGGUGCCCUGGUAACAGAGCUGGAAAACAGUGAGACAAUCGAGACCAUCGACCUGGAGAAUCACGAAAAGAUUUAUAUUGAUGAUCUGCCAGAUUUGGAAGAAAUAGAAAUAUCUGAAACUGAAGACAUAUUAACUUCACAGCCAGUGUAUCGACCGAAAAUUGAAGUGAUUUCUGCAGCGAGCGAUGAAAGUGACUCUGACUUGGAAGACAUUCAAAAGUUGACAGCAGGGAAAAAGUUAAUAGAAGAGAUUGAAACUACAGCAGCUAAUCCAGAACCAGAUUUGUUUAUCAGAAGCUCAGAAAGACAGAAGCCGUUAAAGAAAUCUAUGAUGAUAGAAGAGAUCUUGCUGGAACCUCUCGGCAGUAGCGCAGAGACAGAGGCAGCAGACGGUUUGCAAGCACCCCUAAUCCAGGAGGUACUGGAAUGCUUGGAAACAUCAGAGGUGAAUGAGCCUGAUAAACCAACCACAUUUCUAAUAGAAGAGCUAGAUUAGGGAGAGGAGACAACCCCACGACCACCAGGCAAUGUGAUCAAAGAAAGCAUGCACUGCGGUCAUGUGAUAAUAGGAUUCCAAUGGGGCUUGAGGGAUUGCCUUGUCUAUAAAGUGUAUUCCAAUUUAAAUGGCUCCUUAACAAGUAAUGUAGUAUAUUAUUAUUGCCAAUGAAUAUGCUGCAUUGUAUUGUAACAACUGGAAAAUAAUAUGGUUGAAUUGCAUGGCUGACCAUUUUGUGAUGGCUUACCAGUGUCAUUAGCCGUGGCCAAUUUUAUCCUUUAAAAACUUUAAAAACUACUUUUCAUUUCAGUUGGGGGAAUAGCACGCAGCAAUUAUUAUUAGCCAUUUGUUUCUUAUUUAUUUUUCAAAAUAUGUUAUUCAUUUAAGAUAGAAAAAAAUGCUUAUGUUUAAACAUUUAAUUGUCAGUUAAAAAAUAAAGCUGUUUCUGUAACCAUCAGUUACAAUAUGAAACUAUUCGUUUUCAGAUUUGACAUUUACAGUAUGACAUUUAUGUAUUCUACACAAACUUUUUUCUUUUAAUAACACAUCCAGUUUGUUGCGGCCUGUAAUUUCAAUACAAUUUGGUCUUUAACAUACAUAGGAAUUAUAAGAGGUAAUAAAUCAUUAAAUGAUGAAUUAUCUAUCCAUAACAAUGUACACAUUGCCUAUCUUUGCUGCUCAUGGUAGUCUUCCACACUUGUUUUGUCCAACACCUACACGGAUAAGGCAGAAUCCACAAAUAUAUAGUUUUGCAGAUGUUGGUGUUCUAUUUGUGUAAUAUUAUAGUAAAAUAAAACAAUUCUGCAAAAACAUUGCCAUAAGAACACAUAUUUAAUGACUUGAGCUGCCUCUAAAGUAUUAUCCAAAUGUAUCUUAAUCGGUGAAUGGCAGAAUAAUGAGGAAAGAACUAGUGACCUUUCUUUUUGAAAACUUACAGUAUGGGGCAACACAAUUAAGUUUUUUUUAUUAAUUUUUUUUCAAGGUAAAAAAUGAUUUUGCGAUAUGCUGUAAUAAGUUCAUGCCAUGAACUGAGGCGGAAUAAUAUGUAUUAGAAUUGAAUGAAUGCAUCUUUGAUUAUAUGUAAAUGAAAUCAGGAUAUAAUAUAGCUCCUCAUCUGCUCUGGUUAUUAUCACAUUAACUUAUAUCCCAAGAAAAUUAAUUGAGCUUUUGGUCAAAGUAAUCUUCAAAUGCUUACCUAUCCAUGAAAUAACAAUCUCUGCAAAGAACAUUUUUCAGGUCCACCCCUCUUCAGGGUCCGGUGCCAAAUCCUUCUCAUUUCUAAAUAUUUCAGUAGUUCUAACUUUUAGUUGUUUACAGUCUGUGUGCAGUAUCAUAAACCGACAUUAUCCACUUCAAGGUUAUAAACUGGCGAGAUCAGAAAUAGACGAUUCCAACACCAAGAUGGUUAAGGGUUAUAAGGUAUAUGGCGAAGAAUGGAAUUUCCUCCAUAUACUCACCAUUUUGUCACAUUGAGUAUAUGGAAAUAAAUUAGGAGGGUUAUUGAGAAGCCCAGUGUAGCAUUUCAGACUUUAAAGGGAAUCGUAUAAAGGGAUGCAAUGGAGGAGGAGUAAUAGGGGGUGUAGGUCUGUACUAAAAAUGUAUACAAGUGUAGUUAACGAAAGAUUAUCUUAAUAAUCUUAAAAUCCAUGUUCAUUUUAAACUAAACACAGUUAUAUAGUUUAUUUCCUAGGCACAUUAUGAACAAGACGGAACCAGUUCAUCGUUAAAGAAAAUAAAAAAAAAUCUAUUAUUAGCCUUCUAUAAAAACACAAAAACAUAUAACAAACAUAUCUGUGACAAGAACAAAUACACAAAUCUACAAAUUCAACCUUUCUUAAGGAGACAAUUAUGUUUUUUCGCUUUGUACUCAAUGGGGCAAAAUGUCCAAAUGAAAAAAAAAAAAAACUAAAUCAGAAUGAGUUUCAGGAUGUAUUUUACAUAUGAAAUGUCAACAUUAAUUGCCACAGUACAAAACAAAGUUUCCAAUUUACUUAGGCAUGUCUAAAAAAUGUUUUUUCAAUACCUGUAGUUUCUAAUAAUAUUUGCUAAUUACACACCAUUGUGAAAGUCACAAGCCUCGGUAUAUUGGUUCAAUUAUUGAUCCUUUAAAAAAAAAAAAAAAAAAAAAAAAAUCUGAUGACUUUGCUCAUCAGUUUUAAUCUUUCAGCAGCAUUUAAAAAGCCACAAUAGGCUGCAGAACAAACUUCUGAACUUCUAUAUUUGUCCGAGAGAUACUAGGCUAUGGCCAGCAGAACUGAUUUAACAUUUGUAAUCCAAUGCAUAAAGAUAUUAGGUUAUUCCGAUAUUGGCAAUGCUGUGCCAUCGAUUAAUUCUUUGAUACUGGAGAUUAAGAGUGGUCAUGCCACAAGCCUAUGGCUGCCCGGUCUAUAAAGAUCAUUUAUUAAUAACAAGUACCAUUUCUGAGCCUACAGUUCACACUGUAGGCCCCUUUAAAAGUGCUGGUGACAAGUACAAAGUAAUCAAAAAAUCAAAUCAGUCUCCUUUUCAAAUGAAACACUGGUAUUACAAAUGACAUGAAAACACAGACAGCAUGGACCACAACUGAUACAUGUUUAUCCCUCAUCAGUUCCAGUCACUCACUCACUCUGGCUGAGUGGCAAAGUCAUUUCUCCAGAUAGUCUUUUUUCCCCACUGGCAUAUUCAGAACACACCAUGCUUUCAUCAAUCAAUCAGCUUUGACCACCUCACAGCACAGCUAAUGUUAGCAAGGUAAUACAUUGCAGCAUUAUUACCACGACUGGAACUCUCUUCAAGUAACAUAUUUAAUAUGAGUCACCCUGUAUUUUGCAAAGGGUUCACUUGCUGAUGAACAGGCAAUCUAAGGUGUGUGGGGGGGGGGGGGGGGGGGCAGUUCCUACUGUAGCUGGCACGUGGGUGUAACAAACAACAACACUAACUGGCAAUUUUAGUUUGAUGUUAUGGAUGAACUACAUGAAGUGCAUAAUAACUAUCAAAUGUACUUUACUAGCGACAGAUUUUGAAGUUUUAGCAAAUCCCCUCAACACAUUAAAAAUUAAUCACCAAAUAUUCUCAAUACUUAAACCAUGGAGGUAUUUAACCUAUGUUAUCAGUUUAUACAGGAUAUUACUGUCAUUAGCUAAUAGAAUAUAUGGCACUUUUGCAAACAUCUUUUUAAUGCGUUACACAAAUAACUUAAAAAGGUGAACAGGCAAACAAUUAUUUGGAUUUGUGGCUUGAAUUCCAAUAUAUGCAAUUUCUAAAUCACUAGAGAGCAUGACGGAAAUCGUGUAGCACAAACAGCUGGUACUGCUGCAUAGUUCACAGUGUCUUAGAGGGCAAUAACUUCAAGGUUGCGUUUCUGACUAUGCAUUACAGGCUUUUUAAAAUAGGCAAGGCAUGUUAAUAUCUCACUUAUGCCUAUAAGGUCUAAAGGCACUUAUCUGCAUGGGAGAGCAUUCAAAAUAAAGUUCAAAACACUUUUUGGUUCUUUUGGGGCAUGGGGUUCUGUUACUUUACAGGGCAUUUUGUAAACACAUUGAAAGAGAAAGAUGAUCCUUGGCUGGAAUGGAUUCCUGGCACGGUGCAACUCGAAAAUACUUCAACUACAUUUGGCUGGUUGGCUGGCUGCCAUAAGAGGGUAAAGUUUAUACCACUUGGUCAAAUACAGAGUAGCCUGGUGCUGUCAGUGGCUGUAUGUUAACCAUGGCUCAGUCUGCAAUAUAAAUGUACAACCAUAUUGUACAUGAAGUCCUGUUAAAACCCAAAGUCCUUUCAUGAAAAUAUAGAGAACAACGGGAACCUGCAAAGACAACAUCAAUGGACACGACUUAGAACAGGGAGAUUAUGGAUUCAAUCCAGGCUUAGCCAUGGACUCAUGUUUCCAUCACAAUACAUGGCUUGGUCCUGCUAUUACUGUAGCCAGGCACUAAUUCAGCACACACAACCUAGUUAAGCCCCAGCUAUCAGUGGUGGAAACAGUCUUGUGAAAUCAGGCCAGGCCCAGUUUGCUUGUGGAAACUAGACAAGUUCUUGCAGAAAGUCACUUGUCCUCCUUGCACCCCAGCAGAGUAGCUCUGAGGAAACAUGCUCUGAUGCAAAGCGAUAUGAAACCCAGCUCAGGUACUGGAGUGAUCCUGGGGAAAACUGCUAAACUUAUAGUAAAACUCAGCAGGGCUGUACUGGGUGAAUGAAUACAGAUAGAGCGUGAAGGGUCCUAACCAGGACUGACUUAGAAGAAGCAGUGACGUUUGACCCUUGGCUAGGCGCUGUUGAUGGGGCAGGUGAGUAGCUCUGCAGCUGUUGUAUAUCCAGUGAGUGUUUACAGUGUGCAAAGAUUGGUCAUGUAUGGUACACAAACACACACAUAUAUCACACACUAUAGCUUAAGGAUCAAUAAAAACCAAAUUGAUAAAUGGUGCAGAUAAUUAGACAGGUGUUAUUUGAGUAUCUGAAUGGUUCAUGUUAAGCAAUUCUAAGGGUUUUUCAUAUUGCCUUAAUUUCAGAAUUUUUGGAAUAGGUCUAAAAUUAAGAUAAGGUACGUGUCAUUCCAUUCAUUAAAAAAAAAUUUAAAUUAUAAAUUAUCUUACGCUACCUGGGUCUCUUUAUACUACCUGGAUAUUGAUUUAUUAAUUUGAGAACUUAAAGAAAAUGUAGAAAAUAUGACAAUGCAGUUGUAAGGGCAGGUUUCUA